AUGUCUGGAACAAUGGACACCUCGGAUGACGAUAAUUCGGAGCACUCGCAGGGAGACAAAUCCAUAAAAUCUCGCUGGACUAAACACGAGGAUGCCGCCCUCAAACAGCUUGUCGAACAGUACGGUGAACGGUGGGAUAUAAUUUCCAAGUUGCUGAAGGAUCGUACCGACGUCCAAUGUCAGCAACGCUGGACGAAAGUAGUCAAUCCAGAUCUGAUUAAGGGACCCUGGACGAAGGAGGAGGACGACAAAGUGGUCGCCUUGGUCACAAAGUAUGGUCCUAAGAAGUGGACACUUAUCGCGCGGCAUCUGCGGGGCCGCAUUGGCAAGCAGUGCCGCGAACGAUGGCACAACCAUCUCAAUCCGAACAUAAAAAAGACCGCCUGGACGGACGAGGAGGAUCAGAUGAUCUACGAAGCGCACAAACAGUUCGGUAACCAGUGGGCAAAGAUCGCCAAGCUACUUCCCGGCCGGACAGACAAUGCGAUCAAAAACCAUUGGAACUCGACGAUGCGUCGUAAGUACGAAGGCUCAGAUGCGACCCGGCGCCGUGUGAAGCUUCUCUCAACGUCACAGGCCAACCAGCCGCACCAACUGCUACACCACGACUAUCAGCAGCAGUCGGUAGCCCCGAUCGUCGAUAUGGAUAUGGAGGGUGGUGAAAAGAAACCCAAACCGAUGCGCUAUCCACCGCACGAAAGUUUGCAAAACAUCAUACGCAACAGUCGCAAAAAGUCCUCGAUCGAUGAGCACAAGUUCAGGGAUGAAAUACCGCUCGAGGAGGGACAGAUCGAUGGUAAGGUGGCCGUGUCGACCGAGCAGGGUGAUUUCCUGAUUCGCCCACUGGCGGAUCGGGCAAAGCAGUACAUCAUCGAACCAGUCUAUCCGACGCGACUAAACAUGAAGUUCCUCAGCGAAAGUAAUGUGGCGAAUAACAACAAUAAUAAUAAUAAUAACAACAUUACCGACGGAAGUACAGCCGCAGUAGGUGGGAAUCCGAUGGCGAUCGGUGGCCAGCAAUAUCUUCCCGCUCACAUCGAUCUGCAUGAGCUGAUUAAUGCGACGCGAACCGAGGACAGUGGCGUAGAGCAAUCGGAACGAAAGGGACGCCAUACUACGCCGAACAUUCUGCGAAGAAAGCGUAAAUUGAAGGAUGAUCACGAAUUGCACGAACUGCUGUCGAUGCAGGAGCACUAUGCCGUACAGCAAGGUACGGCCGGUAAUGGGGGAAGCGGCGCACAGGGCAAUAUGCACACCACCGGCCAGGAUGCUAACGGUUAUCAUCGUGUCGGUGCGGAGAAAAUACACUUGUUAUCACCGUCCAUUACACCGAUCAAACCGCUACCUUUCUCACCGAGCCAGUUCUUAAACUCUCCCAGUCUGAACGUAUCCUUCGAUCAGCUACCCGCCAGUACGCCCGUCAAACGAGCAACAUUUAAAAACGACACUAGUCUAUUAAGCACGCCAGUUCCAGUGAAAGAUGUAUCGGUAAAGAUGGAAACGAAAAACGAACCCGAGAAGACCGCAGGAGAAACUGAAGAUGAUGCUAAGAUUAAAACACCGCUAAAGGAAGCCGGAAAGGCACCAGUCGUCGAACCACGCACUCCGACUCCGUUCAAGAAUGCGAUGGCGGAAUUGGGAAAGCGUCGUUCGGAAAUCUAUGUUCCACCGAGUCCUGCUCGCAUUGGCGAGGACAUUGCGGAAAUAAUGAACCAAGAGCAAGCGAAGGAAAAUUCCGCCGAAAAUUCGUCAACGUUGGCAAGCGGUAGCGACGUAUCGUUGGACAAUAAAACCGUCGUCAACAACAACGUUCCAACGGUGUCGGUUGACGCGAAGGAAAACAAUGUGCCGGCGCAAAGUGGACAGCUUUCCCCGCGAAUUGCAAAGAAACCGUCAACUUCAUCCAUGUUGUCGAACCAGUGGGAAAACUCCGACAUGAGCUUUUUCGCCGAAACACCGAGUAAAUCCCUUAUUUCGGACUCGGGCGUGACCCUUUCGCCAUCAUUACGCGAUCAACUGUUACUGGAUGGCGAUGCAAAGGAUGCUAACAAAUCUAACACAAAGUCACCGGUGCUCGUCGAUCCAAAGUGGGAGAAGUAUGCAUGCGGCAAAACGCGUGAUCAUAUGAUCGUUUCGCAGCAAGCACACGGUUGCUUGAAAAAGACAUCGCUUCAGCCGCGAUCGUUGAACUUUUACAAAUAG
Messenger RNA from Anopheles marshallii, 2202 nucleotides. It is a transcript of the gene Myb, whose product is annotated as transcriptional activator Myb. Lineage: Eukaryota; Metazoa; Arthropoda; Insecta; Diptera; Culicidae. The transcript has 8 exons. Gene Ontology annotation, molecular function: RNA polymerase II cis-regulatory region sequence-specific DNA binding; DNA-binding transcription factor activity, RNA polymerase II-specific. Bases 1 to 2202 code for a protein of 733 amino acids. Gene Ontology annotation, biological process: regulation of DNA-templated transcription. The record is from RefSeq and is a predicted model, not a curated record. Gene Ontology annotation, cellular component: nucleus.